AAUAUCACACUCCUUAGACAAAAAUAUCCUGAACGUGUACCUUGUUAUGUAGCUUUAAAUGGGGGUUCUCAGGAGAUCACUGUAGAGCAGCAGAUAUAUAUCGAGGGGGAAAAAGAAAAGGAAGAUCCUAUCAUUGAAGUUUUGCUUUCCGGCAGUGUACCAGGCCUUGGGGCGAAAGGCAAUCUUGUCAAGAUCCACCGCAAUAGAUUUUGGAAUAAUCUCUAUCUCCGUAAACUCGCUGAACUUCCCACUCCCGAGAGAAUCCGUGAACUCCAAUCCGAAGAUUCGAGUGUUCUAUUCGGUCAUUCCUAUGAGGUUCAACAACGGUUGCUGAAUAUGACUCUUUACAUACCGAUGAAUCCAAACACUGAUUGGACCUUGUCACCUAAGCAUGUCAUGGUUGCUUUUCGAAGAGUUGGUGUCGUGGUUCCUGAAGAAAACAUAACGUUGCCGGAUAAACCUGUGACAUCUUCAACUCUUGAAGAAUUCUCAAUCAAUGUUAAUAUUGAAAACAAGGUGACUCCUGUCUUACGUGAGUUCUGUCGUUUCUCUUCAAAUGCUGCCAAGGCCCGAAUUCAGACGCUGUACUGCUUUCAGCGCGAGAAAGGAUGGUCGAAAAGAUGCAGAAAAAUUACCCUGAGUCCAGCCAAUCAAACAGCGCUAAAACACUUUGAUAGGUACUACACUCAUAUCUGUGGAGCUACAGCAUGGUGUGGUAUUCGAGCGGCGCUUCUGACUCCACCUGCCAAAGUAGCUAUUCUCAAUGCCGUUAAUCCAGGUCUUCAGCAAUGUCUUGACGAAUUCUAUUCAAAAAACUACCUCGAUCUAUUCACGGAGUUGACUAAACCGAUUGCGGGCGCUCAAACUUCUCAGAAAACCCAACCGACUCCUCCUCAAAAACAUAAAUAUGAGCCUGAUUCGCUCUUCCCCAAUCGACAAUUUCUCAUACGAGAAGAUGCUAUCUCUGAUCAGUUGUCAGAAUUCGUUCCGGCAACAGAAUUCAUAGGAGAAAGAGUGAUUUAUACGAGGGACUCGGACAAGGGAUACGUACUGCAAAGCGAUUUGGAUUUUAUGAUGUCAGGUACUAUUGAUUUCACAGUUUUGAAAGAGGAUAAUAACUGGAUUGAAUCAUUCAAAAAAUUGAAAUGCUUGGUCUUGCCGACUGGAACAUUUUCAGAACUGCCCAGACCAAAGUAUGAUGGGAAUUGUUAUGAUUUUUAUCCGCUGGACUUGGGUUCAGUGUUGGCUGUUCUAUUACUCGAUGUUCAACCAGAAGCCCGCAUGUUGGAUUUAUGCUCAGCUCCUGGUGGAAAAGCUGUAGUAUCUUUGCAGACACUCAAUUUAAGUAAGUUUGUUAUUAUUUUUCAGCCGAAGUAA
This is a messenger RNA of Rodentolepis nana, 1377 nucleotides long. The record is from the annotation of a GenBank genome assembly. NCBI's taxonomy places the organism in Eukaryota, Metazoa, Platyhelminthes, Cestoda, Cyclophyllidea, Hymenolepididae.